Molecule: messenger RNA, 2955 nt
Organism: Lycium ferocissimum
Lineage: Eukaryota; Viridiplantae; Streptophyta; Magnoliopsida; Solanales; Solanaceae
Product: phosphatidylinositol 4-phosphate 5-kinase 9-like
Exons: 9
Coding region: 356-2809 (817 amino acids)
Biological process (GO): phosphatidylinositol metabolic process
Molecular function (GO): 1-phosphatidylinositol-4-phosphate 5-kinase activity; ATP binding
Source: RefSeq, a predicted model, not a curated record
AUUGUGUUUUGUCCAUAUUGAGAAAAACUUGAAGUCAACACCCUUAAAGCGUGAAGGCAAGAAUAAAGCAAGGCUAAAAAGAAAUAUUGCUAGCAAAAUCAUCUCUGUGAAGUUUUGCAUUAUUAAUGUUUUCAAUUCUUUUGUAAUUGCUUACAAGCUGCCUUUUUGAUCAUUUGCUGGAGGUUACUUUGCUUUAAGGAAUACAAAUGGAGUUUGCUAACACAAACUUAAUUAAGGGGAAGGUCAAAGCAGAGGAAACUCUUCAAAUCAUUUUACGUUUGGGUUGUGCUCUAGCUAGUGAGAAAAUCUUGGCAUCUUCCCAUCCCAUAUAAAACUAGACUUCCAGGAAAUUUGCAUGUCUGAUCCUGUGGCCAUUGUUGAUAAUAUUGGAAAAACACUUUCUUUGUCAGAUAGGACAAAGUCUCUGGACACUGUGUUAAUUAAUGACAAUAACCACUCUAGUAAAUGGACAAAUGAUGAACUCUGUCGUACUGCUGACAGCGCCAGCUUUAGAGUUAAGGAUAUCUUCUUACCAAACGGUGAAUCGUAUUCUGGAUCUCUGCUGGGAAACAUACCUGAGGGUUCAGGAAAGUAUGUCUGGUCUGAUGGUACUCGGUAUGAUGGUGAGUGGAGACAUGGAAUGAGGCAUGGACAUGGGAAACUAGAAUGGCCUAGUGGUGCUGUAUAUGAUGGUGAAUUUUCAGGUGGCUAUAUGCAUGGUGAGGGGAUGCAUAUUGCACCAGAUAUAGUGACAUAUAUGGGACGCUGGCGGUUGAACCUCAAACAUGGUUUAGGGUAUCAAGUGUAUCCCAAUGGAGAUUAUUUUGAAGGGUCCUGGAUCCAAGGAAAGCCUGAAGGACCUGGUAAGUAUAAAUGGGCAAAUGGGAACAUGUACUUGGGUAAUAUGAAGGGAGGGAACUUUUCUGGAAAAGGAACUCUCACUUGGAUCAAUGGAAAUUCAUAUGAAGGAAGCUGGUUAAAUAGUACAAUGCAUGGCUUUGGUGCAUAUACUUGGAGUGAUGGUGGCUGUUAUAUUGGAACAUGGACACAUGGAGUAAAAGAUGGAAAAGGAACAUUUUAUCCUAGCGGUAGCAGACUUACAGCUGGUCAGGAAUUGUACCUCAAUGCUGUGAGAAAACAACGAUUACUGCCAGAUUUGAGAAAACAAAAACGAGUUUCGCAUAUUUCUCAUGCCUCUUCAGUUGAUAUGGGAAAUUUCAAAGUAAGUGGAAACAAAGGCUCGAAGGGGAACAUAUUAAAGCUUGAGCAGUCACACCCCACUAAGGUUACUCUUGAAAGACGAUGGAGUCUUGAAGCAGCUAUUGAGAAGGUAAUUGGAAAUGAUAUAGAUGGUGCUGACACUGGGAACGAUAUCCAUACUCAUAUUUUGGAAAGAGAAUAUAUGCAAGGUGUACUAAUCAGUGAGGUUGUCCUAAAUGAUCGAUUCUCACCACAAUCUAGAAGAGCAGCAAAAAGGAGGCAAAGAAAAGUUGCAAGGGAGUCAAAGAGGCCAGGUGAAGCAAUAAUCAAGGGUCAUAGGCGUUAUGAUCUAAUGCUUAGUUUGCAGCUUGGGAUCAGAUACGUGGUGGGAAAAUUUACACCUGUACAAGGACGAGAAGUAGGAGCUUCUGAUUUUGGUGCCCGUGCGAGCUUUAUGAUGUAUUUUCCGAAAGAAGGAUCACAAUUGACACCUCCUCAUCAAUCAGAAGAUUUCAAGUGGAAAGAUUAUUGCCCAGUGAUUUUCAGGAAUCUGAGGGAAAUGUUUAAGAUUGAUACUACUGACUACCUGAUGUCCAUCUGUGGAGACGAUGCACUUAGAGAACUUUCUUCUCCUGGGAAAAGUGGCAGUGUAUUUUUCCUUUCUCAAGAUGCUCGUUUCAUGAUUAAGACAUUACGAAGAUCAGAAGUUAAGGUUCUGCUGCGGAUGCUUCCAAAUUAUCACCGUCAUGUCAAGGAACACGAGAAUACUCUCAUCACUAAAUUUUUCGGUCUUCACAUGAUAAAUCCUGCGGGUGGACAAAAGUUCCGCUUUGUAGUAAUGGGAAAUAUGUUCUGCACAGAGUUAAGAAUCCACCGAAGAUUUGAUCUAAAAGGUUCUUCACUUGGACGAUCUGCGGACAAGGUCGAGAUUGACGAGAACACGAUUCUGAAGGAUCUGGAUUUGGACUACUGCUUUUAUCUAGAGCCUUCUUGGCAGGAGGCUUUACUAAAGCAGAUUGAGAUUGACAGUAAAUUCUUGGAGCAGCAGCAUAUAAUGGAUUACAGCCUCUUGUUAGGUGUUCAUUAUAGAGCACCCCAGCACCUACGAUCUCCCAUCUCGUGCAGUCGACGUACAACAGAAGAAGGAUUAGGAAUUGUUGCAGAAGAUGAGUCACUGGAGGAUGAAAUAUCACCCCAAGGCCUUGUUUUAGUCCCUCGUGGUGCAGAUGAUAAUGGCGUAAGUGUCGGUCAUCAUGUCAGAGGCAGCCGAUUGCGUGCAUCAUCUGCUACCGGUGACGAUGAAGUGGAUCUCCUCCUUCCUGGGACAGCAAGGCUCCAGAUUCAGCUUGGAGUGAAUAUGCCAGCAAGAGCGGAGUAUAUACCCAGGAAAGAUGAAGCACAGAUGUUCGUUGAAGUAUACGAUGUGGUAUUAUAUCUCGGCAUCAUUGACAUAUUGCAAGAAUACAACCUAAGAAAGAAAAUAGAACAUGCAUACAAAUCAGUUAAGUUUGAUUCUAUGUCCAUUUCUGCUGUGGAGCCAACAUUUUAUUCACAGCGGUUCUUAGAGUUCAUUCGAAAGGUGUUUCCUGCACAUUCAAUAGUGAAUUAGAAGAGUUUGUAUAUUGUCGUUUACACCUCUUAACUUUCCUCUAAACAAGGGAUUAAUCCCAUGACUUGUUUGUAGUUAGCAAAUAUUUAUCUACUGUUUGCAUUUAUUGAGAAUUUAUGUAUAUAGUGAAAAGAAGGGAUCUCUCU